Cydia strobilella is the source of this 3822-nucleotide messenger RNA. It is a transcript of the gene Agps, whose product is annotated as alkyldihydroxyacetonephosphate synthase. The record is from RefSeq and is a predicted model, not a curated record. The transcript has 12 exons. Gene Ontology annotation, cellular component: peroxisome. Gene Ontology annotation, biological process: lipid biosynthetic process. NCBI's taxonomy places the organism in Eukaryota, Metazoa, Arthropoda, Insecta, Lepidoptera, Tortricidae. The coding region runs from base 86 to 2002 and encodes 638 amino acids. Gene Ontology annotation, molecular function: FAD binding; alkylglycerone-phosphate synthase activity.
UCACCACAUGCGCGGCAGGCUGCGCGAUUUAUAAAUUUCGUACCAAAUGGUAGCGGACACAAAUCUAUAAUCAUCGGAACUAAAAAUGUCAGCUGCAUCUGUAAGCAGCUCGAUAGUUAACGCAAAUGAAAACAGCAACAACAGGACAGACGACAGUGAUAAAAAUAAAAUGUCUAGUGUCAAAAAGAAAAGGGAUGUAAAUACAAACAGUGGGAAUGAUACAAUUAUAAAAGUGAAAAGUGUUAUUCCUAGACGAAGACAAGAGCUGCUGAAAUGGUGGGGCUGGGGCUACAAGGACUCCAAGUUCGAGGUUGUCGACCAGGCGGCGCGAUUCACCGGCGACAGAUACUUAAUAGGCGGGAAAACCCUCCCGCACUUCGCCCCAUGGGUGGUCCAGAACCUUAACAUCGACCUCAGCAAGCUGCCCAAAACCACGCCACUUCCCACAUCAUACCCUGACAGCAGGCUGCCCAGCAACGUUCGCGAGGAGUUGGAGAAAAUAGCGCUGGUCAGCGUGGAUGGGAUGGACCGGCUGAUCAGGGCGCAUGGACAGACGCUUAGUGACAUGGCACAGCUCAGGAGCAACAGUUUCCCGAGGAUACCGGACGCUGUUAUAUGGCCGGAGUGUCAUGAGGAUGUCGUAAAGAUAGUCGCACUCGCAACUCGCCACCAGUUCGUGAUAAUCCCAUUCGGCGGAGGCACUUCAGUGUCGGGCUCCAUCACGUGUCCAGCUCGUGAGCCGCGUCCCAUCGUGGCCCUCGACACCAGCGAGAUGAACUCCAUCCUGUGGAUCGAUCGCGACCAACUCCUGGCGCGUGUACAGACGGGUAUAGUAGGCCAAGACCUGGAGCGUGAGAUGCGCGCCCGCGGUCUCACCGUGGGCCACGAGCCAGAUUCCUACGAGUUUUCAACCUUAGGCGGAUGGGUGGCUACACGGGCCAGCGGCAUGAAGAAAAACACCUACGGAAACAUCGAGGACCUUAUUGUUCAGACCAAGACGGUGACGCCAACGGGCGUGCUGGAGAAGAGUUGUCGCGUGCCGCGCAUCUCGUGCGGGCCGGAGUGGGAGCACGUCGUCAUGGGCUCGGAGGGCUGCUUCGGGGUCGUCACUGAGGUGACGAUAAAAGUGCGUCCACUGCCGCCGGUGACCCGCUACGGCUCGCUCGUGUUCCCGGCGUGGGAGCGCGGCGUGGCCUUCGAGCGGGAAGUGGCCGAGAAGCGGCUCCAGCCCUCCAGCAUACGGCUCAUGGACAACGACCAGUUCCGCUUCGGCCUCGCGCUCAAAUUCGAGUCGUCGUGGGGCGGCGUGAUCCUCGACGGCCUCAAACACCUCUACAUCACUCGCAUCAAAGGCUUCGAUCCGGCCAAACUGUGCGUCGUCACACUGCUGUUCGAGGGAGAGGCUGAAGAGGUGACCGAGCGUGAAAAAACGAUCAACGCCAUCGCCGCUAAAUAUGGUGGCGUGCCGGCUGGUGCCACGAAUGGAGAGAGGGGAUACACGUUCACCUUUGUCAUCGCUUAUAUCAGAGACCUGGCGCUGGACUACAGCGUAGUGGCGGAGUCGUUCGAGACGUCGGUCCCGUGGGACCGCGCGCUGGCGCUGUGCGCCGCCGUCAAGCGACGAGUGCGCGCCGAGUGCGAGCGCCGGGGAGUGCGCCACUACCACAUCUCCUGCCGACUCACGCAGACAUACGACGCCGGCUGCUGCAUUUACUUCUACUUCGGGUUCAAUUCGUCGUCGUUCAAAGACCCCGUUGCGAUGUAUGAAAAAAUCGAAGAGGCCGCUCGAGAUGAAAUUAUCGACUGUGGUGGUUCUAUAUCUCAUCACCAUGGUGUUGGUAAACUUCGAAAAAAAUGGUACAAAGAUACAGUAAGCGAACCCGGGCGAAGAUUAUUACUCGCCGCUAAGCAAACUCUAGAUCCCGACAAUAUUUUUGCCCUUGGAAACAUGGCGUUUGGCGAAGACCAACACGAAGAGGCAAUAGUUAAAAGCAAACUAUAAGUUGUACAAAAUAUCACAUAGUUUUACUUAUUGAGAAGUGACAAUAGCAACUGAUUUUUCAUAGGAAGCUUUUCUGUUAUAGCGGCAAGUCAGUUUUGAUUUGUUACUGGGCUUGCGAGCUUUUUGUUGUGGAAAAAAAUAUUUGUCUUUAAUGCACAUGUAUCAAAACAAAAUGUAAACAUUAACCCCCUUAUUCAUAAAACUUAGUAACCUGUUACAAACAUCUGUUAAAUUUUGUCUGUUUCUAACAAACAGAAAUAUCAAAAUGACUGAUAGGGACAAACGAUUAUCAAUGGUUUUUUUAGAUUUGACAAACGUUGAUUAAUAACGCCAUAAGGGUCGGUUGCACCAUAGAGUAACUUAUCCUAGAGCGGCACUGUCAUAGUAAAUUUUGUAACCCGAGUAAAUUCACUGCCAUCUGUCGACACACUUUAAAACUAAAAAUGAAGAUUUAUAAAAAUACGAUAAAAUGUAUUUAAAUAUGGAUAAAUGAUUUUUUUUAUUUGCAUUAAUUAUGUUUAUGAUUUUGACCCAUGUUCUUUCACUGAUAUGCGUUAAAUUUUUUAAAUAACAAACGAAACCGUCAACGCCAUCUAUACGACAGUUGGCUAAAGCUAGUAGCGCCCUCUGAACGAGAAUCAAAUUUUCUUAAUUUUCGAGGCACGUUUUUUCCUUAGACUGUAUCCAUCUAUUACGAAGUUAUAUCUAUCUUUGGUUGCACCAAAUGAGGCCUACCGCGUUUAAUUUCGCCGCUAGGGGCGCUAGUGUACAUGGAGGCCUUUCAAAAUGUCAAAAGCAUAGAAGUUUUGAGAUCUGUUUUUUUGGACCUACAUCUACAGUGGCGCCAACUGGUGAGCACAAAAACGGUUCAUUGUUUAUAGUUCGCUAAAUUUUAUUCUAUGGAAAGUUUCAUAGUAAACCGCCGCGGCGCGCCGGAUGACCUUGAUCAGUCUGUCAAGUGCGGAUGGUGCAACCGGCACUAAGCCUACUUCUCUUUUGCGGUGUUCUUCACGAUUUUCCAUUUCUUUAAACAAGACCAAUGAAAGCAAUGUCAGGACACAACUCUAUAGCAAAACGAUGUGGCCUUUGGCUUUACAGAAAUACCUACAAGUUGGGUAUCUUAUUCAUAGGAUUUAUUUAUUUUUUCGGAUUUUAUGGAUGAUAAUAGAUUAGUCUGGUCAGAACAAUGGUUAAGUAUUAUGUAGGUAGCAUAGAUGCGUGUUUGUUGUGAGCAGUGCCUUCGAACAUGCGGUUUUAGUUCAUAAAUUAUUAGAAUCUAGGUCAAAGUGAUUUGUAAACUUAUUUUGAUUAGAUAAUUCACGGGUCACGGCAUAAUUUUAUAUUUUUACAUAAUUGAUAGUUUUUAAGAAGAAAACAUUUGGGCACCUGUAACAAAACAGCUUUUUUUUUUUGAUCAUUUAUGGUAACAAAACAGCUAUCUUAAGUAUUUUUAUUUUAUGUGCACUAAUACAAGCAAUUGCUCAAUUUAAUUAAAUAAAACAAUACUCUUUUUACUCCGACCACGCUAAGUUUGCAGUGCAAACUUUGCACUGACUUGGCAGUAACAAUGCAUACAUAACCCAUUGGAAAACUUAACGUGGUCCGACUCUACCAGUUUUACCGAUCAAAACAGUUACUCUAAUCAUUUAAUUUUACACGGAAGACUCCGUCACAAUGCCAAGUACUAUGUGCAAUAAGCUUAACAUUCCGUACCAUUAGUUUAAAUUUAGUUAUUGUUAAUAUUGUAUUUACACAUGCAAACUGACAAAAUAUGUACCUUAAAAUUCAAUUAUGGACAUUAAAGAAAUUGUGUUAAAAAU